AUGACAAAAGCCACAACCCCAAUGAUCGAACAAUACUGGCACAAAGGAGGCCUCUGCGGCGUCAUCUCCCGCGCCGCCCUCCGCACCCUCCAAUUCGUCUUUGCCAUCGUGAUUGCCGGUCUCUACGGCGUCGACCUAGCCCACGCAACAAAGAUUAACGCCCGCGCCCCUUCGCAAUGGGUGUACGCCGAAUUCGUCGCUGCAGUCACUGCACUCACCUGCAUCGUGCAUUGCUUCAUCACCGUGAUUCACGUUGCAUGGUCAGCCUGGGAUUUUGUGAUCUUCGUGUUCUGGCUAGCCCAGGUAGGCACGUUCGGAACGAUAUAUCUCUCGAGCAACGUACCGGAUGAGUAUGAAAAAGCGACGUCGUCGAUACCCCGCAUGCGUGCCGCUAUCUGGAUUAGUCUGGUCAGUAUGGUGUUGUGGUUCGCGACAACUAUCUUGGGCAUUGCGUGGUGUUGCCGGACACGCAAGGUUACUCGGCGGACGGACCAGGUUGAUUCUGCUAAAGAGCGAAGCCCGCAGAGUGAUAGUGACGUGGAGAGUGGUUCAAACUGCGGCGAGACGAAACAAAUGAUUGCGAUUCCUGAUGCUAUGGUUGGCGAGAAAAACGUCAAGGAGAAGAAUGACAGCAAAAUAACAUCCGAGACGAAUCAGUUGGACUCUGAUAUCUCUCCUCCACCUUACUCUUAA
Messenger RNA from Aspergillus pseudotamarii, 693 nucleotides. RefSeq names its product MARVEL domain-containing protein. The record is from RefSeq and is a predicted model, not a curated record. The transcript has a single exon. NCBI's taxonomy places the organism in Eukaryota, Fungi, Ascomycota, Eurotiomycetes, Eurotiales, Aspergillaceae. The coding region runs from base 1 to 693 and encodes 230 amino acids. Gene Ontology annotation, cellular component: membrane.